AUGACUGGCACCGACAACCCCAAUCCCGGCAACUUUGCCAACCGACCUAAAGAGGAAGUUCAAGAGAUUGCUUCCAAGGGCGGAAAGUCUAGCCACUCUGGCGGCUUUGCCAGUAUGGACGCCGACAAGCAGCGAGAGAUCGCUUCUGAGGGCGGCAAGGCCUCAUCUGGCUCUUUCGAGGCUGGCAGUGAGAAGGCCAAGGAGGCUGGUCGAAAGGGUGGACUGGCUUCCUAG
Messenger RNA from Fusarium subglutinans, 234 nucleotides. RefSeq names its product conidiation-specific 10. The transcript has 3 exons. The record is from RefSeq and is a predicted model, not a curated record. NCBI's taxonomy places the organism in Eukaryota, Fungi, Ascomycota, Sordariomycetes, Hypocreales, Nectriaceae. Bases 1 to 234 code for a protein of 77 amino acids.